AUGGCGUUUCCGACACAGCCAGCAGCCCUUCUCCUGGGCGCAAAUGGCCCAAUCCACGCAGUCGCGUACUCAGCGUCGCCUGGAACCUACAUCCUCACCGGGUCGUCAGACAGGACCAUCCGCCUGUACAACCCCUUCCCCAGCACCACCAUCCCCUCCGUCCACCCUCCUCCCAAGCCCGACGUCCCCCACGGGCGCCUGAUCCAGUCCUACCAGGCCCACGGGUACGAGGUCCUCAGCCUCGACGUCGCCGCCGACAACGAGCGCUUCGUCAGCUCGGGGGGCGACCGCGCCGUCUUCCUCUGGGACGUGGCCACGGCCAAGACGACCCGGCGCUUCGGCGGGUCGAGCCCGGGGGGCCACUCCUCGCGGGUCAACUGCGUCAGGAUGGCGGGCGAGGGCGGCUCGCUCGUCGCCAGCGGCGGCUUCGACACGACGGUGCGGCUGUGGGACGCGAGGAGCACAAACCCCAAGCCCGUGCAGGUGCUCGAGGAGGCGCGCGACGCCGUGACGUGCCUGGCCGUGCGGGGGCCCGAGGUCGUCGCGGGCAGCGUGGACGGCAGGGUGAGGAGCUACGACGUGCGGAUGGGGAGGUGUACCACGGACGUGCUGGGGGCUAGCGUCACGAGCCUGGAUCUGACGAGGGAUGGGAGAGCGAUGCUCACGGGGACGCUGGACAGUAAGCUGAGGUUGAUGGAUCGUGACUCUGGGGAGUGCCUUCGGGCUUACUCGGACCCGAGGUUUAAGAACACCGACUUGAGGGUGCAGUCGAUAUUGGGGGGUGGUGAGAAGUACGUUCUUGCGGGCGAUGAAUCGCCCCCAGAUGGUGAGGGAAGGAUUUGGGCGUGGGACCUGCUCAACGGCCGUCUGGUCGCCGAGGUGAGGGUGCCGUGGGGGCCGGGCGGGCCAGACCAGCGGAAAAAGGUGGUGGGGAGAGAUGGGAAAGAGAAGGUCAGAAGCAAUGUCGUGAGCUGCAUGGCUUGGAGGAAUAAUGGAUGGGGGGAUCAAUUCUGUGUUGGAGGCACUUCGGGUGUGGUUACAGUUUUUGGAGCGCUAUGA
Clonostachys rhizophaga is the source of this 1059-nucleotide messenger RNA. The record is from the annotation of a GenBank genome assembly. Lineage: Eukaryota; Fungi; Ascomycota; Sordariomycetes; Hypocreales; Bionectriaceae.